Messenger RNA from Pseudogymnoascus destructans, 670 nucleotides. RefSeq lists its product as uncharacterized. Lineage: Eukaryota; Fungi; Ascomycota; Leotiomycetes; Thelebolales; Thelebolaceae. The transcript has a single exon. The record is from RefSeq and is a predicted model, not a curated record. The coding region runs from base 155 to 574 and encodes 139 amino acids.
GUAGAAUAUAAUCCAGACCCCAAAGAAGUAAAACACUAUAAAUAAUAUACUAUUCAACCAAACCUAUCAGUUAGUAAACGAGAAGCAUCAUUUAUGGUCCCUUUGGCAUAUAUACUCGCAAAGCCAACUUGUGAGAAACCCAGGGGAAUACCACAUGCAUAUAUCCAACACCCAUAAACCGCUUUUUUCUCACCCUGCACCUUCCCCAAAUAACCAAACAUACACCACCAGUUCCUUCACUCCCCACCUCCACCACAAUGGACACCACCAAACCUCCCACCACCGCCACCAAACCAACCGACCCCAAAUCACCACGCCCCCCAAUCUCCCAAAUCACACCCUCCCUCUACCUCGGCGACACAUGUGGAGGAAACUUGAUGAGGAGGAAAGAGGGCCUGGAGACGGUGAUGGGGGAUGUGAGGGGGGGGAGGAAGAUGAAGCAGAAUCCGAAUUUCAUGGAGGAGGGGGGGAGAAGGUGCCGAAAGCGGCGUAUGCGGAGUAUUUGAGGGAGAGGAGGGAGAGGUUGGACGAACCGGGGUUGACGGGGGAUGAACCUAUUGGAGUGCAGUGGUAGGGAUCCUGUAAAAAGGGGAUGAGGGGUGCUGCACUGGUUGGGAUUUGAACCUUGAGAGGUUGUCACGACAGAAGGACUGUGACAGUAGUCUCAGCU